Messenger RNA from Arabidopsis arenosa, 2390 nucleotides. The record is from the annotation of a GenBank genome assembly. Lineage: Eukaryota; Viridiplantae; Streptophyta; Magnoliopsida; Brassicales; Brassicaceae.
CAAAGUUUCCUAUUGACUUGACUCUCUCGACUAUCAGAGUUUCUCCGACGACAUAAAGAAGAACGGAACCUCACUGCAACUCUAGAGAGAGAAAGAUGAAGGUCGUGGCUUUAGUGAGUGGAGGCAAAGAUAGCUGUUAUGCUAUGAUGAAGUGUAUCCACUACGGUCACGAGAUCGUGGCAUUGGCUAAUUUGUUGCCGGUUGAUGAUUCCGUCGAUGAAUUGGACAGCUAUAUGUAUCAAACUGUAGGCCACCAGAUUAUAGUGGGUUAUGCAGAAUGUAUGAAUGUGCCAUUGUUCAGAAGAAGAAUCCGAGGAUCUUCUAGGCAUCAGAAACUUAGCUACCAAAUGACUCCACAUGAUGAAGUGGAAGAUAUGUUUGUCUUGUUAAGUGAAGUGAAGAGACAGAUACCUUCCAUCACUGCAGUAUCGUCUGGUGCCAUUGCAUCAGACUACCAACGACUGCGUGUGGAGAGUAUUUGUUCAAGGUUAGGCCUUGUUUCUUUGGCAUUUUUGUGGAAACAAGAUCAGACAUUGCUUCUUCAGGAAAUGAUAGCAAAUGGGAUAAAAGCUAUUUUAGUCAAGGUCGCGGCGAUAGGGUUAGAUCCCUCAAAGCAUUUAGGGAAAGACUUAGCCUUCAUGGAACCAUAUCUUUUGAAGUUAAAAGAGAAGUAUGGAAGUAAUGUAUGCGGUGAAGGAGGAGAAUAUGAAACUCUGACUCUAGAUUGCCCGCUUUUCAUUAAUGCGAGUAUCGUGCUUGAUGAAUAUCAAGUUGUGCUACACUCUCCAGAUUCCAUUGCACCUGUUGGUGUUCUUCAUCCAUCUACGUUCCAUCUUGAAAAGAAAGGGAAUCCAGACUCCAAUUCCCCUGAAGAGGAAUCGAGUUUAGUGUCUGAGGUACUAGGAGAUGGUCCUAACACAUCAGAUUUUACUUGCCAACGAGAUAAUGGAAUCGUUGAUCUAGUUGAACACACAAGUAACAGACUUCACAUAUCAAGGACUGAGAAACACAACACAUUCUCCAUCUGCUGCUGGUUGGAAGAUUCUAGUGUAUCGUCAACAGGUCUGAAAGAAGAUCUCGAGACUGUUCUUACAGAACUUGAAUCCCAGCUUUUAAAACACGGGUAUAACUGGCAGCAUGUAUUGUACAUUCAUCUUUAUAUCUCUGACAUGAGUGAAUUUGCCGUGGCGAAUGAGACAUAUGUGAAAUUUAUCACACAAGAGAAGUGCCCUUUCGGUGUUCCUUCCCGUAGUACAAUAGAACUUCCUUUGGUGCAAGCGGGUCUUGGAAAAGCUUACAUCGAGGUUUUAGUUGCGAAUGACGAAAGCAAAAGAGUUCUCCAUGUACAAAGUAUAUCUUGCUGGGCACCUAGCUGCAUUGGACCUUACAGUCAGGCCACUUUGCACAAAAGUGUUCUUCACAUGGCUGGACAAUUAGGACUUGACCCUCCCACGAUGAAUCUUCGAAACGAAGGCGCAAUUGCUGAGCUAAAUCAAGCAUUGACGAACAGUGAGGCAAUAGCACAGUCUUUUAACUGCUCAAUCUCUUCAUCAGCUAUACUCUUUGUGGUUUUCUGUUCAGCACGCACAAAACAAUCAGAGAGGAACCAACUUCAUGAAAAGUUUGUUACUUUCUUGGAUUUGGCAAAGUCUUCUCGGAGGGUACGGAAUGUCCUAGAUCCUAUGUUCCUUUACAUCCUUGUCCCCGAUCUUCCGAAAAGGGCUCUUGUUGAAGUGAAACCUAUUUUAUACGUGGAAGAAGAUACGGAAACUGAAGAUGAAACGAGCCGAGAUCAAUCAAGUGAAGGAGAUUACAGUUUUUGGGGAUAUAAGCCAGAGAAAUGGCACCAAGAUUGUGUGCAGAAACGAGUUGUUGAUGGGAAAAUGUGUGUGACUGUUCUCUCUAUCUCAGCCGAACUAAUGAGGAAACUUCAGGGAGAAGAAGAACAACUGGAGAGAGUAUCAAGAUUCUGUGUAUAUCUUCUCAACAAAACCUUGUCUGAAAAUUCAUUUUCUUGGCAAGACACGACGAGCUUGAGAAUACACUUCUCUACUAGUCUUGGUGUGUCCGUAGAGAGAUUAUCGGACAUUUUUGCUUCUGCAUUCAGAGAGCUUAACAAGAUGAGUGAUGGAGUAAAAGUCGGGAGCUCAAAAGAACCUAUCUUCAAUCUGGUCCCUGUCCUAGGUGCUGGAAACUCUUGUGCUUCACUCGACAACAUAAUCACCUGUGAACUAUUUGCCCUAAGGUCGUAGCUUUCCUGUUUCACAAGGAAAACAAAGGUUUACUUUCUUGAUCUUGGGCUCUCUUCAAUGGAUGGGUUUCUUCCGCUUAUCAAGUGCCGGUUUAUUUGCAAUGACUAGCGAAAUUGAACGGCACGAUGUUUUAGUCGG